AUGGGGGUGCAGAGUGUGGGUUCGGGGAUAGGGGUGCAGAGCGUGGGUUCAGGAAUGGGGGUGCAGAGUGUGGGUUCAGGGAUGGGGGUGCAGGAUGGAUCCGUCUUUGUGGUGGGGUGCUGCGAUGAGGGGGCUGGGGAUCUGGCGGGGGCGGGUUCAAGCGCGGAGCUCGGCCCCUGCAGCCCCGGGCGCAGGGCUGGGAGCGGGGCCAGCGCCGGGGGGGCGGCGGGGACGGGCUUUUGCGGGGACCUGGCCCGCAGCCCCCGGACCCGCUCCUGCAGCCCCCGGGCCCGGGACUGUCCCGUCCUGCACCCCCGGGUCCCGUCUGGUAUCCCCCGGUACCGCCCCAUAUCCCCGGUACCGAUCCUGCUCUCUCUGGUACCGUUCCAUACCCCCGGUACCGAUCCUGCUGCGCCUCCCCGGUCCCAUCUUCUGCUCCUCGGUACCGAUCCUGAUCCCCCUCGGAUCCUGCUGAGGCUCCCCGAUCCCAUCUCGCUCUCCCCGGUACCGAUUCGGAUCCCCCCCGGUCCUGUUCCAUUUUCCCCGGUCCCUUCUCGUGCUCCCCGGUACCGAUCCUGCUCUCUCCGGUACCGUCCCAUAUCCCUCUGGAUCCUACUGAGUCUCCCCGGUCCCAUCCCGUGCUCCCCGGUCCCGAUCCUGACCCUCCCCGGUACCGAUCCUGCUCCUCCCCAGUCCUGUUUCAUUUUUCCCCGGUCCCAUUUCGUGCUCCCCGGUACCGAUCCUGCUCUCCCCGGUCCUGUUUCAUUUUUCCCCGGUCCCAUUUCGUGCUCCCCGGUACCGAUCCUGCUCUCCCCGGUCCUGUUUCAUUUUUCCCCGGUCCCAUUUCGUGCUCCCCGGUACCGAUCCUGCUCUCCCCGGUCCUGUUUCAUUUUUCCCCGGUCCCAUUUCGUGCUCCCCGGUACCGAUCCUGCUCUCCCCGGUCCUGUUUCAUUUUUCCCCGGUCCCAUUUCGUGCUCCCCGGUACCGAUCCUGCUCUCCCCGGUCCUGUUUCAUUUUUCCCCGGUCCCAUUUCGUGCUCCCCGGUACCGAUCCUGCUCUCCCCGGUCCUGUUUCAUUUUUCCCCGGUCCCAUUUCGUGCUCCCCGGUACCGAUCCUGCUCUCCCCGGUCCUGUUUCAUUUUUCCCCGGUCCCAUUUCGUGCUCCCCGGUACCGAUCCUGCUCUCCCCGGUCCUGUUUCAUUUUUCCCCGGUCCCAUUUCGUGCUCCCCGGUACCGAUCCUGCUCUCCCCGGUCCUGUUUCAUUUUUCCCCGGUCCCAUUUCGUGCUCCCCGGUACCGAUCCUGCUCUCCCCGGUCCUGUUUCAUUUUUCCCCGGUCCCAUUUCGUGCUCCCCGGUACCGAUUCUGAUCACCCCCGGUCCUGUUCCACUUUCCCCGGUCCCAUUUCGUGCUCCCCGGUACCGAUUCUGAUCACCCCAGUCCUGUUCCUUUUUUUCCCCGGACCCAUCUCCUGCUCCCCGGUACCGAUCCUGAUACCUCCCGGUACCGAUCCUGGUUUCCCCCAGUCCUGUUUAAUUUUUCCCCGGUCCCAAUCCCGCCCCCCGC
Ficedula albicollis (Collared flycatcher) is the source of this 1563-nucleotide messenger RNA. RefSeq names its product leucine-rich repeat extensin-like protein 5. Bases 1 to 1428 code for a protein of 475 amino acids. Lineage: Eukaryota; Metazoa; Chordata; Aves; Passeriformes; Muscicapidae. The transcript is spliced from 3 exons. The record is from RefSeq and is a predicted model, not a curated record.